AUAGGUCCAUGGUCUGACCUCCAGUCCACGCCUGUCUCUUCUGCGUAGCAGGUUCAAUUUUGUGAACUUUUGGAAUUUUUGGAGCUUGCUGAGUAUAGAAAAGUUUAGUAUCGCCAUGGCUACCCUUAUAAGAAGAAUCAUCAACACAACUAACGCUCCUGCGGCCAUCGGUCCGUACAGCCAAGCAGUAGUGGUAGACCGGACCAUGUACAUCUCAGGACAGCUUGGCAUGGACCCUGUCAGUGGGCAGCUAGUGGAAGGGGGCGUCCAGGCCCAGACCAAACAGGCCCUCGAGAAUAUGGGAGAGAUUCUCAAAGCUGCUACCUGUGGGUAUGCGAAUGUUGUAAAAACCACUGUGCUCUUGGCUGACAUGAACGAUUUCACCAAAGUCAACGAUGUUUACAAGCAGUUCUUCAGCACCAACUUUCCAGCCAGAGCUGCCUACCAGGUGGCUGCCCUUCCCAGGGGAGGCUUGGUGGAGAUUGAGGCGGUGGCAGUGUUGGGCCCUUUGACCGAAGGUUCCUAAUUGAACCAACCAUGAAGACGUCCUUAUUAAUCCUAACUCGCCACGACUCACUGCUUUAAAUCUGCAUUUGCCAAAUUGGGUUAAUUCAACAAUAUUCCUGUUUUUUAGCAACGUUAUAAAACAUUGACUGGAUUUAGCUCUCCCCAAUGAACCUCAUGUUAAAUGAUGGGCGUUAUACAAAAUAAUGUAAAACAAAAGUUUUUGUAUUCCUUGUCACUAAAGAUGAUCAGGUCAUGUCUUUAGAAUAACUUUUUUUCUGUUAUAACCAACUGGAAUUUUUGGAAAUUGUUAUUUGUAUGCAAUUUAAAUAAAGUUAGACAUAUAAAUA
Messenger RNA from Gadus macrocephalus (Pacific cod), 854 nucleotides. RefSeq names its product 2-iminobutanoate/2-iminopropanoate deaminase-like. Gene Ontology annotation, cellular component: cytosol. The coding region runs from base 116 to 526 and encodes 136 amino acids. The record is from RefSeq and is a predicted model, not a curated record. The transcript is spliced from 6 exons. Gene Ontology annotation, molecular function: deaminase activity. Lineage: Eukaryota; Metazoa; Chordata; Actinopteri; Gadiformes; Gadidae.